GCCACUAAUCCCAGCACUACAAAAUCCCAGGUCCCUUCCACCUCUGGUCCACACCGACCGCUGCCACUCUCCACCUUCUCCUCCACAUCACCAUCAGGAAUUCACAAAAUCCCUGUUUUUCUGCAGAACGCGUAAAGCCGAUCGGAAGAGCAGGAAGCAUGGCUGUAGUCAGUGGAACUUACCGCAUGGUGUCGGAGGAGGAGCAGGCGCUCAGGGCCAAGCUGGAGCAUCUCACCAUCAAGGACCACGGCCCCGUGUUUGGACCCUGCGCCAACCUGCCAGACCACACCAGGCAGAAGGCCAAAGAUGAGCUGAACGAGACGGAUGAGAAGCGCGUGUCGGCAGCGAAGGAGCUUCGAGCCAUCAUUAAGGAGAAGGCGGAGGCCGGAGAUGACCUGGCUAAGGGGGUGCAGGACACCUUUGGGGAGAAACCAGACAGUCUGCUGGUCCGCUUUAUCCGCGCCAGGAAGUACGACGUACCCAGAGCCUUUGACCUCAUGAAGGGAUAUGUCCGCUUCAGGAAGGAUUACCCCGAGCUGUUUGAGAACCUGACCCCGGAGGCAGUGCGCAGCACCAUCGAAGCCGGCUACCCCGGCAUCCUCCACAGCAGAGACAAAUACGGACGCGUGGUUCUGCUCUUCAACAUCGAGAACUGGGACUACGAGGAGAUCACCUUUGACGAGAUUCUGCGGGCCUACUGCGUGAUCCUCGAGAAGCUGCUGGAGAACGAGGAGACUCAGAUCAACGGCUUCUGCAUCAUUGAAAACUUCAAGGGCUUCACCAUGCAGCAAGCGUCAGGCAUCAAACCCACCGAGCUCAAGAAGAUGGUGGACAUGUUGCAGGACUCCUUCCCAGCCCGUUUCAAGGCCGUGCACUUCAUCCACCAGCCCUGGUACUUCACCACCACCUACAAUGUGGUGAAACCCCUCAUGAAGAGCAAGCUGCUAGAGAGAGUGUUCGUCCACGGAGACGAGCUGGAAAACUACUACAAGGAGUUUGACCCCGAAAUUCUUCCGUCUGAGUUUGACGGAAAAGGUUCCAAGUACGACGGCAAGGCCACGGCGAACAAACUGUUCGACUAGUCAUCGUAGAAACCUGUUGCCCAGCAGUCUGACAGCUGUAAUGCAGUGAAAAAAAA
Molecule: messenger RNA, 1138 nt
Organism: Poecilia latipinna (sailfin molly)
Lineage: Eukaryota; Metazoa; Chordata; Actinopteri; Cyprinodontiformes; Poeciliidae
Gene: rlbp1b
Product: retinaldehyde binding protein 1b
Exons: 8
Coding region: 159-1082 (307 amino acids)
Cellular component (GO): membrane
Molecular function (GO): phosphatidylinositol bisphosphate binding
Source: RefSeq, a predicted model, not a curated record